GUUCCUUCAAAAGACCAAGGUCUGCUUCGUCUCUGGUCUCAAUAUCAGCUUCUGAAAUGUCACAUCCCCACAGCCCAUCCCCUGUGCCCAUAAAGCGCAGGUGCAGCUCAAAAGUAGCUGGUUCAUGUAACCAAGGAGAGUUUCCAAAGCGGCCAGCGAGUGAGACGGAAAUCCAAUUCCACACUCAUCAGAGAGAGGGAAUCCAGAUCUGUGACCACUUUCUUUUGGGGAAUUGCCCUCAUGGGUCUAUCUGUGAGCUCCACCACACUCGCUAUCCCUACCACUGGCAAAUAAAGUGGAAGGAUAGCCAGGUCUGGCAGAGUGUGAAUGACUCGGCUCAGCGACAUCUGGAGAAGCUAUACAGUGACAUUGGGAGAGUGCAUGUUAAACUGAUUGACAAGAAGGCAUUGUCUGGGAAAGUCAACUUGAAUACAUUGAAAAUAGGUCACCAUGGGCCUUUCAGUAAUAUACGGCGGCUGUCCAACACCAGUCAUCCUGAGCAGAACUCCUACUUCCCCACUGAGUGGACAGUAUACUGGGAGGAUGGCAGCAUCUGGAAGAAAUACGAGGGGCCCCUCUCGCAUGAUUUCCUUGCUGCCUUUGAAGACUGCACACAAGAGCAUGUCUUUCAGCUGCGAGGUCACCUCUACACCAUGGACUUCAAGCAGAGUCUAAUAUACAACCAUAAUACAGGAAACAGCCACACUAUCCAGCUCCGGCCCACUUAUCGCUCACUCCUCCAGAUGUUGCCACAGCUGUGGACAAUUCCAAGCAGCCCCUCAGAAAUGCAUUAUCCUCCCACUUCUAACAUCCUUGGAGAAGAUCCUACAGAUGGUUACAAUGGCCCAUAUCCUGCCUACUGGAUCAAGCGUCCAGAAGGCAGUGUCCCAUUUGUGCAGGAGGAGGUGUUGCCAUCAGAAGCAGCAUACCAAACCAUUUACACCCUCUUCCACAAGUCUCUCUCAGAGGACAAAGUUCUUCUGCUCUCAGUUCACAGGAUCCGGAAUGACUUUCUCUGGCAAAAAUACUGCAGCCAGAAGGAUUUAAUGUCACAGAGCCUCUCAGCAGAGGAGAAACUGAGGCUAGAGAAGCACCUCUUCCACAGCACCUCAGCCAAACGCCUGGGGUUCACCUGCCAGAUAAAGUUUGACACUCACCUCUCAGGAUCACAUAUGUAUGGCAGAGGUUGCUAUUUCAGUGUGAACGCAGACCAGGCUGACCGCUAUUCCCAGGCAGGGAAGGGUGGGCUGCGCCACAUGUUCUUGGCCAAAGUAUUGGUUGGCAAAUGUACACGCGGGAAAAAGCAUUAUUGGCAGCCUCCACAAAUACAGUCUGGUAGGGAAUGCUUUGACUCAUGUGUGGAUAAUUUGACCAGUCCAAAUAUUUAUGUGAUCUUCAAUAGCUACCAGUGCUAUCCAUACUUCCUGAUCAGCUACAAACUCUUAUCUGACCCUGUGGUGCUAGAUGAUUGAUGGACAGCUCUAGGAAGAGGGGCAGUUAAUGUUCACUAUGAAUAUGAAGCUUCACUGAUGAGGACACCCAACACUUCCCAGGAGCAGCACACCAUCCUUUCCAUCCCCCACACCCCAUCUCCUUCCUGCCAUGAUCCCUACAGAAUGUUCUACAACCUGUCUCAUGGGGAUGCACAGAGAGUGCUAGGUAAGAACAUGUCUAAAAG
This is a messenger RNA of Gopherus flavomarginatus (Mexican gopher tortoise), 1678 nucleotides long. Its product is annotated as protein mono-ADP-ribosyltransferase TIPARP-like. The record is from RefSeq and is a predicted model, not a curated record. The coding region runs from base 57 to 1472 and encodes 471 amino acids. NCBI's taxonomy places the organism in Eukaryota, Metazoa, Chordata, Testudines, Testudinidae. Gene Ontology annotation, molecular function: metal ion binding; NAD+ poly-ADP-ribosyltransferase activity. The transcript is spliced from 5 exons.